AUGGCGUUGAAGCAUCUGAAGGUGGAUGAGGCUUUAAGAGCUGGAGUAUCUGGUAAAAAGAUCGACAUUGAUAAGUUGAUGGCAUCAACUACGACCACUCUGUUGAGCACAAAUAUUUUGUUCACACCAUCGAGUGUGCCGUUUUGUAGUGCACCUCAAAUAGACAAUAAAAGGAUUACCCUGCUCGAGCCAAAUUCGAAGACAGUUAAAAACUCACUAAAAAGGAAUCAUCCUGAGGGAACGAGCAAUAAAUGCUCAGAGAACAAGCACUCGUCAAAGCCUAGCAGUGCUCUUUCAGGAGAAAAUCGGCAAUCGAAAAGCAGCCAAGCUUCAAAAGCCAGACGACUCAAGUCCGAGGGGAAAUCGCCUGACAAAAAGCAUUCGACAGGGAGGCGACGUCUUCGGAGAAGGGGCACCACCUACAGAAGGACAACUACGACUGAUGUUGCUAACUCGAAAUGA
Anisakis simplex (herring worm) is the source of this 462-nucleotide messenger RNA. Lineage: Eukaryota; Metazoa; Nematoda; Chromadorea; Rhabditida; Anisakidae. The record is from the annotation of a GenBank genome assembly.